Molecule: messenger RNA, 4431 nt
Organism: Hibiscus syriacus
Lineage: Eukaryota; Viridiplantae; Streptophyta; Magnoliopsida; Malvales; Malvaceae
Product: protein TOPLESS-RELATED PROTEIN 2-like
Biological process (GO): regulation of DNA-templated transcription
Molecular function (GO): protein binding
Source: RefSeq, a predicted model, not a curated record
AUUUGAAAUAGCAUCCAACUGUCAUACCAAUUAAUCGGACAAAUUUGUAUUUGUGUGUGUGAGAGACAUAAACAGAAAAAGAAGGAAGAAAAGGAAAAAAAAAAGUCCAGCAGACCUUUGUCCUAAUCUUGCAAACAAAAAGAUACAGACAGAGAAAGAGAAUCAAAGUUUGAGUUUACCCUUUUCUAAUUUUAUUUUUCAGACAAAAGUUAAGGUUGUUGCAGGAGAAAAACAAAGUAAAAAAGAAAAAAAACCUAACCCUGUUAUAGUUUUUUACUCUGCUUGCUCUUUCAUGGUGUUACAUCAAAGGGCAAACUAUACUCUUUUUGGUUCUUUGGUUAGCUCUUUCUCUUAGUGUACACAAAUAAAACUUGAAAGUUUCAGACUUUUUGUUGUGAGUGAAGUUCAAGCUUUAUCUAACUCUCACACUUUGUUGCUUCAGUUUUUUGGAUCGUUUAUUUACGGUUAAAGGAAAUUAGGGUUCAUGUGAAGGUUGGGGUUUGCUUGUAAAAGAGGUCUUCAAAGGGUUCUUUGGCCUGGUUAUUGUUUUUAACAAUUUGGGUUUUUGUUGUUUUGGCCAAAGCAACUUGAAUGGUUGGUUUGUGGGAGCAGUGAAAGUAGAGUGUUUAAUGAGUGAUAUUAGAAAUUAAGUAUUGAAGAAGGGAGUUGAAGGAAUGCCAUUUUCUGGGUAUUCUUUGGGCCUUUUCAAUUAUUGGGUUUUGUUGGUGUUGUAAGGUGUUUUUGUGUUAAUUUUUAAAAAAAGUUGAUUUCUUGGUUCAUCAUUUAAUCUUUGAGCUGGAGCGACUAGGAGUACCCGGGACAAUGUCUUCCUUGAGUAGGGAGCUGGUGUUGAUAUUACAGUUCCUGGAUGAGGAAAAGCUCAAGGAAACUGUUCAUAAGUUAGAACAGGAGUCUGGUUUUUUCUUCAAUAUGAAACAUUUUGAAGAUCAAGUCCAGGCUGGUGAAUGGGACGAAGUUGAGCGUUAUCUGUGUGGGUUUACGAAGGUUGAAGAUAAUCGCUACUCAAUGAAGAUUUUCUUUGAAAUUAGGAAGCAGAAGUAUUUGGAAGCUCUUGACAGGCAGGAUCGAGCAAAAGCUGUAGAAAUUCUUUUUAAGGAUCUGAAGGUUUUUGCAUCAUUCAAUGAGGAACUUUUUAAGGAGAUUACCCAGUUGCUUACUCUUGAUAACUUUAGAAAAAAUGAGCAGCUUUCAAAAUAUGGUGACACAAAAUCCGCUCGAAAUAUUAUGCUUGUAGAGCUUAAGAAGCUCAUUGAAGCGAACCCCUUAUUUCACGAUAAGCUUGCAUUCCCAGCUUUUAAGAGUUCACGACUGAGGACCUUAAUAAACCAGAGUCUGAAUUGGCAACAUCAGCUUUGCAAAAAUCCUCGUCAACCUGACAUUAAAACUCUCUUUAUGGAUCAUUCUUGUUCUCCCACUACUAAUGGUGCUCGACCUCCUCCUCCGACUAGCAGUCCCCUUGUUGGACCAAUUCCUAGGGCUGGGGCAUUCCCUCCUAUUGGUGCCCAUGGUUCAUUUCAGCCUGUUGUUUCCCCAUCCUCUGGUGCUAUUGCGGGUUGGAUCUCAAGUGGUAAUCCUUCUUUACCUCAUGCUGCAGCUGUGGCAGCAGGUCCCCCUGGUCUUGUCCAACCCUCUAAUGCAGCUGCAUUCCUCAAGCAUCCAAGGACACCAUCUGGUAUGCAAGGGAUGGAUUACCAUUUGGCUGAUUCUGAGCAUUUGAUGAAGCGCAUUCGUACCGGCCAACCUGACGAGGUAUCCUUUUAUGGUAUCGCACAUACUCCCAAUGUAUACUCACAGGAUGACAUUCCAAAAACCGUUGUUCGGGCCCUUAAUCAAGGAUCUAAUGUCAUGAGCAUGGACUUUCAUCCUCAACAACAAACUAUUCUCCUAUUUGGCACAAAUGUUGGUGACAUCGGCCUUUGGGAAGUAGGAUCUCGGGAAAGAUUGAGCCAUAAACUGUUCAAGGUUUGGGAUAUCACAGCUGCUUCCAUGCCUUUGCAGACGGCUCUGUUGAAUGAUGCUGUGAUAUCAGUCAAUCGAUGUGUCUGGGCACCUGAUGGACUUAUGCUCGGUGUUGCAUUUUCAAAGCAUAUAGUCCAGAUAUAUCAGUAUAAUCCAACUGGAGAAUUAAGGCAGCAUUUGGAGAUUGAUGCUCAUGUUGGAGGUGUUAAUGACAUAGCAUUUGCUUAUCCCAACAAGCAAUUAUGCAUUGUCACAUGUGGUGACGAUAAGAUGAUUAAGGUAUGGGACACUGUAGCUGGACGUAGACUUCAUAUUUUUGAAGGUCAUGAAUCUCCUGUAUAUUCUGUUUGCCCUCAUUAUAAGGAAAAUAUUCAGUUUAUCUUUUCCACUGCCAUUGAUGGGAAGAUUAAAGCUUGGUUAUAUGAUUGCCUAGGAUCUAGAGUGGACUAUGAUGCUCCUGGACUUUGGUGUACAACAAUGGCAUAUAGUGACGAUGGAACUAGGCUCUUCUCUUGUGGAACAAGUAAAGAUGGAGAAUCCCAUUUGGUUGAAUGGAACGAGAGUGAAGGAGUGAUCAAAAGAACAUAUUCUGGUUUUAGGAAGCAUUCUUUAGGUGUUGUCCAGUUCGACACAACGAGGAACAGGUUCUUAGCAGCUGGUGAUGAAUUCCAGAUUAAGUUUUGGGACAUGGAUAAUACUGCCAUGUUGACAGCUGUUGAUGCAGAUGGCGGGUUGCCUGCCAGUCCCAGACUAAGAUUCAACAAGGAAGGUUCAUUGUUGGCUGUUACAACGAGCGAUAAUGGUAUCAAAAUCUUGGCUAACAGUGAUGGAUCACGCUUGAUAAAGAUGUUGGAGAGUAGGGCUGUUGAUAAAAAUCGAGGCCCAUCUGAACCUGCUAAUUCUAAGCCAUUGAUCAUUAAUGCUCUUGGUCCUGUUGGAAAUGCUGCCAUUGCACCAUCCCUUGAACGCCCGGAUAGAGUCUCCACUCCUGUAUAUAUUGGAAGCCUUGGUACCAUGGACAGCAGCAGGCUUGUGGAUGUUAAACCACGAAUUUCUGAUGAUUCAGACAAGGUAAAGAGCUGGAGAAUUCCUGACAUUAAUGACCCAUCUCACCUGAAAGUCCUACGGUUAUCUGAUGCCAUAACAGCGGGAAAGGUGGUUAGGCUGCUGUAUACCAAUUCUGGUCUUGCUCUUUUGGCCCUUGCUUCGAAUGCUGUUCACAAGCUUUGGAAAUGGCAACGUAGUGAAAGGAGUCCCUUAGGCAAGGCUACUGCAUACGUUGCACCACAAUUGUGGCAGCCACCUAGUGGCACUCCUACAAAUGAUAUAAAUGAGACUAAACCUGCUGAAGAGUCUGCUGCCUGUAUUGCGCUAUCUAAAAAUGAUUCUUAUGUUAUGUCUGCAUCAGGAGGGAAGGUUUCUUUGUUCAACAUGAUGACAUUUAAGGUGAUGACCACCUUUAUGUCCCCGCCUCCAGAAGCCACGUUCUUGGCAUUUCAUCCGCAAGACAAUAAUAUUAUUGCGAUUGGCAUGGAAGAUUCCACGAUUCAAAUUUACAAUGUCCGAGUUGAUGAGGUCAAAACCAAACUCAAGGGCCACCAAAAUCGGAUAACCGGACUUGCCUUUUCGCAGACUUUGAAUUCUCUGGUGUCUUCAGGAGCUGAUGCACAGCUGUGUGUUUGGAGCAUAGAUGGAUGGGAUAAAAAGAAAUCAAAGUUCAUACAAGACCCAGCUGGUAGGCAAUCUCCUUUAGCGGGAGAAACCAAAGUCCAGUUUCACAAUGACCAAACUCAUCUGUUGGUUGUCCAUGAAAGCCAAAUAGCCAUUUAUGACAGCAAGCUCGAGUGUUUGCGCUUCUGGUCUCCGAAAGAGGUGCUCAAUGCUCCCAUUUCGAGUGCAAUAUAUUCCUGCGAUGGCUCACUGGUUUAUGCUGGUUUUUGUGAUGGCGCUGUUGCAGUUUUCGAUUCAGACAAUUUGAGACUCAGAUGUCGAAUAGCGCCUUCCGCAUAUAUACCUUCAUUACCAGUCAGCGGUAGCAAUGGUGCAGCGUAUGCCGUGGUCAUAGCUGCUCACCCAUCAGAAGUGAACCAGAUUGCGCUGGGGAUGAGUGACGGGGCGGUGCAUGUGGUCGAGCCAUCUCAAGAUAACGGGUCUCAGAAUCCUUCGAGUUCAUCAAAUCCUUCAUUAACUGGUAAACAACCAAGAGUUAGCUAGUAGGUAAAUAUUAAUGUCGGUAGGAAGCGUUCUACUUUUGUAAUCAAAUUGCCUUAAAAAUCACUGCCAAUGUUAUUUAAUAUUCAUCGUAUUUCUUUUUUUACCACGUUGGUUGUUUUAUGCUUUCCCUGCAUUGUUAUUUAUUUGCCAUGUUUACCACGAGACCUAUGCGUGCAAAUAUUAUCCUUUAAUAUGAAGAGUGAUUUCUUUUGAGAAAUAAAUACUAAACUUCUAUUG